Molecule: messenger RNA, 3505 nt
Organism: Polistes dominula (European paper wasp)
Lineage: Eukaryota; Metazoa; Arthropoda; Insecta; Hymenoptera; Vespidae
Product: protein GPR107
Biological process (GO): transport
Cellular component (GO): Golgi apparatus; membrane
Source: RefSeq, a predicted model, not a curated record
GUUCCAAAGUCAGAGAGCAGUCUUUCGCGUAUUCUUAAGCGCGUGUACUGAGUUGUUCGGAUUAGGUAACGAGUUUUACGUGAUGUGACAUUUCUAUGAUCACAAACAAUUCAAAAAUGUAUUUACAAAGUUUCUUCGCUUCGUGCUUCUGGACUUUAUUAACAAUCUCAGCAGUUACAGCUAGGAUACAUAAACUUGAAAUACGGAAAGAUACUAGGCGAUAUAUUUCUCUCAGUACCUUUGGUUUUUAUAAGUAUGGUAUUCUAAACGUCAGUCUUACAAAUUUCAAUGCCGAUCCUUUUGAUAAAAAUGCAGUGUUUGGAUUCAGUUUAGACCGGACACUCAGCGAUGCAGUGAAUUCUUAUUUAGAUAGUCAUCAAGAAAGAUGCGUGCUUCAAAACCUAUCCAAUCCCAAAACAGAGUUAGAGAAGAAGGAUGACAGUGCUGUCAUAUACUUUAUAAUGGACUUAAAUAAUUUGUCUUUGAAGAUAAAUUGCAGUCGUAAUAUACAGUCUGUUCUUAUAUACAAAGAUUCCAGUUUAAUGUCAAAUUUCAGAAUGAAAAGAAAUUCAUUGCCAACAAAAUUUAGUGAUACGGCUCUAUUUCCUAGAAGGAAACGUAACACAUCUAUACACGAUAACUCGUUAGAAAAUCCUGUUAAAAAAGAGAAGCAUAUUUUCCAACCAGAUUUAAUAAAUACUUGUGAUCGUUUAACAUCGCUACCGAUGACUAUGGAAACUAUUAAGGGCAAAACAUAUUAUAACACAAGCUUUGCUAUGUACGUAGGUGAUGAAGAAGAAGAAGGUCUUUACAAUCUUUAUUUUCAUAAUUGUCCUAAUUAUAAGGGUAAUACUCAAGUUGCCUUAGAUUUUACGAUACGAAUAGCUGAAAUCAAUCGUGGAAAUUUUCUUAGUGCCGGAGAAAUGCCUCUACCAGCUUUGUACUUUAUGAUGGCUUUCUUAUUCCUCUUCUCUGGGUGCUUCUGGGUCUUCAUACUUAAGAAGAGCAAGCAUCCCGUCUUUAAAAUUCAUUACUUAAUGACAGUACUGGUAUUUCUGAAGUCUUUAUCUUUACUAUUCCACGGCAUCAAUUAUCAUUUUAUACAAACAAAAGGUGAACACGUGGCAGCGUGGGCAAUAUUGUAUUAUAUCACGCACCUGUUAAAGGGUGCUGUACUAUUCAUUACUAUCGUCCUUGUUGGCACAGGAUGGACAUUCAUUAAACAUAUUUUAGCGGACAAAGAUAAAAAGCUUUUUAUGAUCGUCAUUCCAUUGCAGGUAUUAGCAAAUGUUGCGGAAAUAAUAAUAGAAGAAGGUGAAGAAGGUGAUAUAGAGAAUCAAACUUGGCGGGACGUUUUUAUUCUCGUAGAUUUGCUUUGUUGCGGUGCUAUUUCAUUCCCUAUAGUAUGGAGUAUCAGACAUUUACAAGAAGCUGCUCACACGGAUGGCAAAGCGGCUGUCAAUUUAAGGAAACUUAAACUUUUUCGACAUUUUUAUAUCAUGAUACUUGGUUAUAUAUAUUUUACCAGAUUUAUAGCGUACUUACUUAAGAGUACAGUACCCUUCCAAUACGAAUGGUUGCACGAAAUGUCUCGUGAGAUAGCAACGUAUGUUUUCUUCAUUUUAACGGGCUACAAGUUCCGACCAGCUUCCGCGAAUCCUUAUUUUACAUUAACAACCGAUGAAGUUGAUCAAGGUGAAGAUGACGAUGAAAUGGACAUUGUCCUUUUUUCUAGCGUUAGCGGUGGCAGCGGACUUACCGAGAAUCUCAGUAAAGUUAGCAAAGUCUCCAAAGUGGUGAGGCCAACGACCUCGGAGGUUCCAUCUACUCAAGAAGAAAGAGACAGUCUUUUUAACAAAAAAGAUUCUACUCAGGAAUAUGACUGAACACAAAAACUAUACGUAAUAGGUCCAUUUUGGGUAUGCUCCAAGUGUAUAACGUACGUGUAUUUUGUGAAAUCUCAGUAUGCUUUCUUGCGAGUAAGAUGAACGUACUUUGCGAGAAAUAGAGAGAGAAAGAGAGAGAGUGAGAGAGAGAGAGAAAGAGAAAAUGUGUGUAUGUGUAUGUAUGUAAAGCAAGAGAUAGUUUGAAAGUAGUUAACUCGAAACUUUCUGUAUAUUUCCUAUUCUAUAGGAUAAUUCGCGCAACUGUAACUCGUAUCUGUUUUUUUUUUAAUUGAAGCUAGGUAAAAAUAUUAAAGGAUAAAAGAUGGAUUACAUCAUAUUCAUGAUCAUAUUUGCAUUAAUUCCUGCACGUUUUACAGUUGCACUAUCUUUUUAAAUGGAUACUUUCGUGAUUUUUUACAUACAUCGAAUAUUCUCGCCAUUCUACAUAAAAAAAAAGUAUCAGGGAAACGUGAUCGAAAAAUGAUUUAGAUAGAUUACGAGGUAUUUAGAAAAAAAUUAUCUUUUCCUAUUAAUACUUUUAUUUAACUUCAAUUAAAAAAAAAAAAAAAGAAAAGAUAUGAAUUGUUACAAAUGCGCGAAUCAUUCUGUAUAUACGAUCGUUUCGUAUUCCUUAGAAAGUAAAAAACAAUAAGAGCAAUGCGCCGCGCGCUGCAGUGGUAGUUUAAAAAGCAAUCGUACAACUUUGUAUUAUUAUUAUUACUAUUAAUAUUAUCAUUAUCAUCAUCUUCAUCAUCAUUCUGUACUUAACGACGAAAUAUUCGAUUAUUGUAAAGUUCGAUCGAAGCAUGCAUUAUUAUCGUACGGAGAUCGUAACUUAUAAUAAGUAUAUGUAUAAUGUACUUUAUAUUUUAUACGUCGAAAUAUUCUGCAUCGCGUAGUACUACGUCCCGUUCUUCUCUUUCCUCCUGUUUUACGAGAUUUUACAUGCAUAGUUUGGCAUUCGUUAAGUUUCGGCAAAGAUUAUUACGACCAAAUUUAUAAAAGGACUCUUCAUAUUGUGAUACUAUUAUGUCCAUUAAUUGAUGAUGAUUUUUCACCGCUUCUUGUCUUUAUUUUUUUUUCUAGGAUUUUGUAAAUAAUAACGGAAAAGGAGAUUAAUUCAUGAAACCAGCAAGGAUUAGAGUUUAUUAUUCACAGUUUCACAAUUUUAUAAUAGAAUUUUGUGAAACUUUCUCUAAGCAUUUAGACAAUUAUUUCGAUUAAUUUUUUUUCGCGACACGCUUAAAAAUUUUUUAAACACUCCUGCAGAAAGCUUAGGUAUGUUGUGAUAGGCGAUCCACGCCCGUGUUCUUAUUCGUCAUUUAUCUAUCGCAAUUCAAUUUUUUUUCUAUUCGCACUUUGUAAUUCUUCUAGUUAGAAAAAAUAAUUGUUAUGAAUAUUGAGAAAUAAUUGGAAACUUGAAAUAUUUCCUGUCGACGAAUUUAUUAUAAUACGUUAUUGCGAAUAAUAUUACUAUUAUUAUACUAUUAUUAUUUAUGCAAUAUAUGUAUCGUAUAUUAGUUUGGACAUUUGUUAUAGCUAAUACACUAUGUUAACAUGUAUUAAGCAGAAAAUGACAGAAAACAUAUUGAAAAAAUAAAACGGAUAUUUUUAUGAAA